This is a messenger RNA of Erythranthe guttata (spotted monkey flower), 617 nucleotides long. Its product is annotated as small ribosomal subunit protein eS27y. Gene Ontology annotation, molecular function: structural constituent of ribosome. Gene Ontology annotation, cellular component: ribosome. The record is from RefSeq and is a predicted model, not a curated record. NCBI's taxonomy places the organism in Eukaryota, Viridiplantae, Streptophyta, Magnoliopsida, Lamiales, Phrymaceae. Gene Ontology annotation, biological process: translation.
AAAAUAAAAGUGAUGCGUCUAGUUUUAAAAACCCAUCACACAUCCAACGGCCCACGCCCACCAAAUACUAAUAUAGAAACCCUAGAAACCUCUCUCUACUUCAUUCUCUCUCUACAGCCGUCGUCGUGUGUAUUCUCUCUCCUCUCCAAUUUACACACACGCGCCACCGUUCCCCGAAUCGUGAAAGAUGGCGGUCUCGAAUGAUUACGAUCUGCUCAACCCGCCGGCGGAGCUCGAGAAGAGGAAGCACAAACUCAAGCGCCUCGUACAAUCCCCAAAUUCUUUCUUCAUGGAUGUCAAGUGUCAGGGUUGCUUCAACAUAACCACGGUGUUCAGCCACUCUCAGACGGUGGUCGUCUGUGGCAACUGCCAGACUGUGCUCUGCCAACCCACCGGAGGGCGUGCUAGGCUCACAGAGGGAUGCUCAUUUAGAAGAAAGGGUGAUUAAUUUUAAAUCUACUUUUGAUUGUAUUUACAUUAUUAUGAUAGUGAAAAAAAUGAUAUUCUGAGAGGAUUUUUUGGUUUAAUGUGACUGAGUAACUGUUGUGUUAUUUAUCUAGAUUUUUAUGAUUGGAUAUUGCAAUUCGGUUUAUAUUAAAUUAUCCCUUUUCCUCUUA